Sclerotinia trifoliorum is the source of this 5230-nucleotide messenger RNA. The record is from the annotation of a GenBank genome assembly. NCBI's taxonomy places the organism in Eukaryota, Fungi, Ascomycota, Leotiomycetes, Helotiales, Sclerotiniaceae.
GCUCCAACGGUACAUUUCGUCUUCUCCUUGCAACCCUGUAUAACCCCAAAGAGUCGAGCCGAGAAGGAUACCAGGGGUGCUAUACUCUGUAGACUGUAGUUGUCUGGCCGGGUUGAUUCGAAAAGGUGCAGGACAUAUCCGCACUUACAGAGUACAGUAAGCUCUUUCUCUCCUCCAUUCAUAGAUUUCUUUCCAUCUCAUAUCACCCCUCUGUUGUAUAUUCCAAUAAAGCUUCCGCGCUGCAGGUCUACCCUACCUUGUGUUAACUAAACGCUAUAGAAAAGUACUGCUUACUUUACUUUCCUUACUUUUUUCCUUCCCGCUCCUCACUGCUAGUACACGUCCGGUCUCGCGUCACCAUUUGAAAGCUUCGAAGAGUUUUCUCGCCAUCCUAUCCCUCGCGACUGGGUAAAGAACCACGAUAUCACGAUCCUUGCUUAUGUUCCAUAUCAAUCUCACUUGUCCUCCCAUCUAACUCGCCAAGUGACGGCUUCCUGCCUUUGUGCCACCAUCGCUACGACUUCCCUUCAUUUAUCACCAAAUUCACCCUCGAGACUCGAAAGAUCUAAAUCAAUUCACUGUUCACAAACCAAAAGAAAAACCUACGACUUGGUAUCAAAAAAGACAGACCAAAAAAUCCUUUUCGAAUACUCUUCAAACUUUCGUUUCAAAUUCGUUCCGGUUGUCAAUUGCAUUUGUAUUUGGAAGACAGUAUAUUGAGGUUUCUGCUUUCACAAAUAUCAACCCAAUUGAGAUUAAGGACCUUGGUAGUACUACCUCACCUAGUUAUUCGCGCUGUAUCCAAAGACCACCGAAAUUUCACAAAAACUCUUUCAGAAGUCAAUGAUUCGACCUUGUCUGAUGAAUGCAUGAACACGAUACCAGAUUUAACUUGUCAAUGUCUGUCGGUACUGGGAUCAUCGGAUAAUUACUCCUGCACAUUGUCAACUGUGACACCUGGCAUCGCUAGAAAAAGGAAACCUGCAUAUCUUGAGGAGGAACUUUCGAAGAAUAAAUUCCCAUAUCUGAAAAAUACACAUGGUUUUCACAUUGGAAGCUUAAACCGUAAGGUUAUCCACCCCCAUAUUUCGACUUCGGAGCUUGGUCCUCGAGAUCAAUUUGCAUGAUUGUAUCUGAUCUAUCAUUUCCCGGGCUGAUGUAAAGAAGGGUGCACUGACAAGUCGAAACAGGUCCAAACACCAGAAGCUUUGCUACGCAUAUCAGACUGCAUACUACCGGGUAUCAGCUACUUUAGAAAGGACGAAUAGAGAUUUAGUCUAGAGCUUGCAAACGCAGUGGAGGUUAUUGAGUACCUCGACAAUUGGCCUUUGAAGCAUCAUCCCGAACUGAAUAAUCUUCGCAAUCGAGUUUCAUGGAACCGUGAAUACCGACCUACAAACAACUGGAAGUUCAAUUUUCGACUUCAGGCGCCAAAUACCAACCGGAAAUUCAGCUUCAAAGUCAAUAGCUAUGGCAGCGACCUUACCACGGGGGUCGAGACCUUCAUAUGGGCCGCCCACAUCAGCAUUACCUGCUCUGCCUAUGGCAAAAACUCGAAAAAGCAUGAGCACAUCGCAAUUGCCCACAGAUGGACCAGAAGCACAAGACACACCUAGAAGCGGACUGCGAAACUCGUCGUCAUCUAGCCUUCAAUCAUCUACCAGUCAACCAUUGAGGAGUCCUGUCCUUUCAAAAUUUCCCACUUCGCCAGGAGUUAAUGCAGCUGGUAAAAGCAUAAGGAAAACGAUCAGUAUCAAUGCAUUUCCGCAGCCUCCUCGAGGAGGGGUUAGAACCACAAGUUUGCCGCCUAGUCCAUUAUCCGGGGGAGUUGCGCCAGGGACCGCGAUAUCAACAGGAGAGUUAAGUAGGAGGGAAUCGAUGGAAAUAAACGCAUCCAACACUGGUGGCGGGAGACUUCGGAAAAGACCCAUGGCGAUGGCCAAUCCCAAUACACAUAGCUCAUUCAGUGGAUCGACCCAAACCCUAAUCAACGGAAGUGAAGGCGGCAUUUCAAUAUCUGGCGGUGCCGGAACUCGAGGUUCGGAUGGUCUAUUAAGCUUACCAUCACCCCCGCAAAGUCGCAGCUCAUCUGCCCAGGAUUCAUACUCGACGUCUGUAACAACCACUGAAGAAUUUGGAGAUGGGGUCAGAGGUCGAGAGGGGCCUGAUGAUGCCGAUGGACAGUCUUCAAAAUUAGGAGAAGGUAAAGGAAAUGUCAUCGUCAGCGUUCGUGUACGCCCAGAUGCCAAUAGUGAUGGAGACAAUAGCAAGUCUUCCGGAGAAUGGUUAAUAGAUGGAAGAAAGUCGCUUGUUGCCUACCGUGGGAAGGAAGGUGGCGAUUAUUACUAUGGUAAGGCUAUGGCUGAUACUUUUUCAUGUUGACACUAACACGGUAACAGAUAAUGUGUUUUCCCAGAAUGAUAAUAACGCUAGAGUAUACGAUGCAUCGGCCAAAAGGCUCGUACGGCGAGUCAUGGAAGGAUAUCACGGCACCGUUUUUGCAUAUGGCAUGACAGGUACGGGAAAGACAUUCUCCAUGCAAGGGACGGAUAAGAUGCCUGGUGUUAUUCCACUCGCUAUCACCGACAUUUUCUCAUAUAUUCGUGAAACCCCAUCGCGAGAGUUUCUUCUCAGGGUUAGCUAUUUGGAAAUAUAUAACGAGAAGAUUCAUGAUCUGUUGAGUGCUUCGACAGGACCCGCAACUGGCCCAGGAGCUGUUCAGACUGAAGAAAUUAAGCUUCGAGAAGAUAGCAAGAGGGGUGUGUAUGCCACACCUCUGAAAGAAGAGAUAGUGCAAUCUCCAACACAAUUACUUCGUGUCAUCUUUCGAGGUGACCAAGCACGAAGGACUUCCAGUACACAGUUCAAUGCUAGGAGUUCUCGAAGUCAUGCAGUCGUGCAGAUCGUGGUUGAAUCUCGCGAGCGAAUUCCGGGAGGAACAGCAAUGAACGAAAACAAGCGGAGCGGCCUUGUUCCCGGUGGCGUGCGCGUCUCUACACUCAGUUUGAUUGAUUUGGCAGGAUCGGAGAGAGCCGCCGAAACGAAGGAACGACGUACUGAAGGCUCUCAUAUCAAUAAAAGUCUGCUGACCCUCGGAACCGUCAUUGCUCGGUUGUCGGGCAACAAAGAUAAGGACGGCAAACCUAUGGACAAGGACGGAAAACAUUUGCCAUAUCGCGACAGCAAGCUUACAAGACUUCUUCAAGGCGCACUAUCCGGUGACUCGCUUGUCAGCAUUCUUUGUACAAUAUCUGUUGGAUCCGGAGCAAGUGCCUCUGGGCCUAAUAGCCACACCAGUGAGAGCUUAAACACCUUGAAAUUUGCUUCUAGAGCUGCAGCCAAUAUCGUCAGUCAUGCUAAAAAGGCGGAGGAAGCAAUGGGCGCAGGUGAUGGUGGUGCUAGAGUCUUGCUAGAACGAUACCGCAUGGAGAUCUUAGACCUACGGAGGCAGUUAGAUGGCCAAGUCAAAGCCAAAGCAUAUGAGGAGGACAAAAUCCAAAAGGAAGAAGCAAAGGCACGUCAUGAAGAGCAACUUGUAGAGAUGCAGUUGGCUCGAACGGCCUUGAAAGAAAGAAUCGAUCAUUUAAAUAGACUGAUACUCAGUUCCAAGUCCACUGGUGUGAAUGCACAUGGUACAUAUUCGUCUUUAAGCAUGCGAUCUAGAUUUUCGAUGGGGAUGUCAAAUGGCCACAUGUCCUCAAUGUCUGUGCGCUCAUCUAUGACUCCAUCCACCAUCACACUAGAGCGUUCCAACUCGGUAUCUACCAUCGGUCGCCGGCGAAGUACGAAACGAUUGUCUGGAACUACUUCAGGUGAUCAUACGUCAAUGGAAGAUGAAGAUUCUGCGGGUGAAUAUGGUGAUGGUACAGCUUCGCUGGCAGCGCAGAAUCGAGCUUUACAAGCUGAUCUCGCAGAUAAAACCAGGUACUGCCAGACUCUAGAGAAGCGACUCCUACAAGCUCGCCGCUCUAGUCAGUCAAGGGCGUCUGCACAAUUCGGCACCAAGUCGAGUAUUAUGGUUGGUGAGGACCAUGGGGUUUCCAAUCUUCUGAAAGAUAAGGAUGCUGAAAUUGCGGACUUAAGGGCAAGACUUGAUGAUAAAGACCGCAUGUUAUCGGCACUUCGUAGCUCCGCUCGGUCAAGAGAUACUGCCGACCGUGAUUCUCGUCAUGGAGUGAAUAAUGGGAUGAAUCAUGGCUUGCCGUUAAGUCCCGUCUCGGCGAGAGAAUCCCAAUUGUUUGAUCCUAGUCUCACAUAUUUAGGAGGUUCGGUGAAGGUUCUCCCACCCACAGUACUUCCCCCCACGCCUCUCAAAAAUUCAAAAAGUGUAGAUGAGAUGAGCAAAAUGUUGGAUGAGAUGAUUCAAGAUAGAGUUGAAAGUGAUCAAUUGAUCAAAGGGGUUAGGGGAAGUGUUCGACACACUGGCGACCGCAAGCGAGCGGUUUCAACAGAUAGGAUUUCUGGAAUUGAACCUCUUAAGAGUCCAUAUUUGAGUCCUAUGGCUCAGCCACACGAUUCUGGGGUUGUAGUAACAGAUUAAUUUAAAAAGAGUGGAGGUGAGAUUUGUGAUUAAUAGGGUUAUGGUUCACGGCGUUUUUUGGAAGGUUGUUAAUUGUCUAUACCCACGUUACUUUUGUUUUCAUUUUAUUUUCCGGGCUUUUUGCUUAUCACUGCAAACAUUUUCUUCUCUUUUACGCGGCAAUUAGUGAUGGGACACUGGAGCGGGCGGUCAUUUUUUCGGGAACAUUUCGAUGGGUGGUUGGUGGGACGGACAGCGGCAUUUAUCUGUCUAAAUGUAAUAAUAUGAUCGGGGAAGGGUACAUUUGGAGGGCCUCACAGGAUUGGCGGACUCAGGAAAACCAUACUUCUGGAUCGCUUCGGGAGACGUUUUUCUACUUGGUUUCAUUUACUUUUGUGCUGGGACGUGGAUGCGCAUUUGGGAAAAUAGUCGAAUCUUGAUAAUGGGUUUGUGGUUUGAUACCCCAGGAUGAUUGGGAAGGAUACAAAAACAGAUAUCCGAUAGAAUAUACCGAUACAGCGAUGAUGGGAAUUGUUUAGUAGAGAUAUUUAUUUGGGAUGAGUUGCAUGAGUAGAGUUGUUGAGUUGAGUUGAGGAUGUGGUUUACUAGAACAGAUAGAUAUUGAGUUGUGUGGGGGGCUCAAUGAAUCGUGAUGUAAUGAAUGAAUUGAUGGGAGUCAAAAGAUAUAAUUUUUAUCAGAUUUCAAACAUG